This is a messenger RNA of Leptopilina heterotoma, 875 nucleotides long. RefSeq lists its product as uncharacterized. The transcript has 2 exons. The record is from RefSeq and is a predicted model, not a curated record. Bases 256 to 801 code for a protein of 181 amino acids. NCBI's taxonomy places the organism in Eukaryota, Metazoa, Arthropoda, Insecta, Hymenoptera, Figitidae.
UUACGUAAAAUUACGUAUUAAAGAAAUUAAUAACAGAUGUAGUAGAGUGAAGUUAGUGAAGGUUAAAAACAAAAAAUUCGUUGUAUUUUUUUUUUUUUUUGACAAAAGGAUAACCAAAACAAACUUGAUAAUUCAAAAUUUAAAACUGUAUAAAUUGUGAAUGAAUAAUUGUGAAAAAUUACCAGUAAAAUAGAAAAUAACCUCAUCACCACCAACUAAUUUUUUUUUUUUCUUGUUCGUGAUCGACAUUGAAAAAUGGCAAAAAGAAUUCUUAAAAGUAAGAAAAAUAUUCGUCAGCCAAAACCUUUGAAACUUGCAACUCUUGUUGUUUCUGCUCUUGAAGAGCUUAAAGAAUCCAAAGGUGCUACGCCACGGAAAAUUGUUGGAUAUCUUACCUAUGCAACACAACUUCCAGUAGCAAGAAUUAAACGACAAGUGAAUUCAGUUUUGAAGAAAGGAGUACAAUACGGAAUUUUACGGAGAUAUCGAGGCCACUAUUUUUUACCAAAAGGUGAUCCAUUGGAACGAGCAAAUAAAAUUGCUGAAAGGUUUGCACAGUUACCAAGUGUAGAUUCCGUUGAGCUGCUUUCGGAUUUUCUCUACCCUUUAUCUGAAAAUGAAGAAGAUUUAAAAUCCGCUAUGAAAAGUUUGAAAGAACCUUCAGAUAGUAAGAAAAGUGAAAGCGUUCGAUUUAAUUUCGAUAAUAAUAAUAAUAAUUUACAUCAGCAUUCACAAAAUUGUAAUUGUAUUAAUAAGGAAAAUUUUGAUGAUAUAACAUCUUUUAUGAGUAUGGACGAUUAAAGUAUAAAUUCCACAUACUCUCUAAAUUUUAAUUAGUAAAAAUGUUUAAUAAUUCGAAUUAGUAACUGACUUUU